GAAACUUCUUGUUGAAACACUUGAUUACAAGCAGAUUGAUAUCUUUCGAAAUAACAUGCAAUGUUUGCACAUUACAAAUCGAGUUUAAUUCUCAAGAUGUGUUCAUUAUGGGUUUAUUUUCUUCCGGUAUUCAUGACACAUUGGAGACAGAUUGUCACGAGAGAUAUUUCAAUUGACCAAAUACUGGCUGAAAAUAAUGGUAACAAAGAGUAUGUCAUCGACAAUGAAAGUGCUUUGAUGGAGCUCGAUAUGAUCGUAGAUAAAAUUGACAGUCAGGAGCGUUACCGUGCAAUUGUUGACAAAGACGAAUCAACACGUUGGCAGAGAAAUAUUCCAUUUGAAAUUGGCAAUGGUAUUGAUGAACGACAGGAACUAGCUAUCCGACGGGCAAUUCCUCUGUGGGAACAGUACUCAUGCCUUAACUUCUAUGAAAACAAACAGGUGUACAACAGAAUAGUGUUCAAACUUGGAUACCAUAACUUGUGUGCGUCAGAGGUUGGAAUGAAACAAGGACCUCAGAUAAUUUCUCUUGGGGAAAAGUGCUUUGAGCCAGAGAUAAUUCUUCAUGAGAUAGGACACGCCCUGGGAUUCUAUCAUGAACAUAAUCGUUGGGACAGAGAUAAUUAUAUUGAAAUACACUACGAAAAUAUUGAACCUGGAUAUAAUAAAUCCUUCAUGAAACAGAAACCAGAAUAUACGGAUUUUAAUCAUGAUUAUGAUUAUUUAAGUAUAAUGCACUACGGACAGUAUUUUUACUCAAAGAAUAAGUCUGCAAAACUUAUCACAAUAAAAACCAGAGAUCCAGCAUUUCAAACUAGAAUAGGAAUGGUCAAGCAUCCGAGCUUUCAAGAUUAUAAAACUUUGAAUGCUAUGUAUAAAUGUGCAGAUAUCUGUUCCACUAAAGUCGAAUGUCCGGAAGAUGGAUUUCUUGGAAAAUAUUGCCAGUGUUACUGUAAAGGAAAACCUGAGGAUAUUUCAGUUAGACCUUGCUUUCAAAAAGAGGAAUGUCCGAAACCAUAUGUUAAUGAAUACUUAUUUGGUGUAAUGAACAAAGACAACACACGUCCUGUCAACAUGACCCGUACAUCGUUUCCGGACAAAACAAUUUUAAAUCUCGUCUCAACCAAUUGGAAUUGUACAUUCAAUUCCCAGCUAACGUGUGAUAGUGGUAAAUGGAAUAAGGCGAUAUCAGAAUGCCCAAUUGCACUUGGUAAGGUUAUUUUUACACCUGUAUUUGACAAAGGAAAUGUUAGAUGGCGACUAUAGAAAAUAAUGUUGGGGGGGGGGGGGUUGUUAAUUUUGUUUUAAAAAAAUCCUUCAGUUUAAAAAGAUUAAUUAAUUUUGUGAAAACUUUACUGUUUCAGACUUGUGAAAGUCUAGUUUUCUAUUAACUGUUAAAAUGUAAAAGAAAUGUCACUGAUGUCUUAUAGCUACAUGGGUGCGUAAUGUCCAUGCUUUUGUUUGUCUGUAAUUAAUAUAUCAGUAAUGAAAUAUUGAUAUGCAGGUGAGUAUGUAUUAUAAUAUUAUGAAUAUAUUGUUUUUUAUUCUCUCAGAAGGCGAUAUCA
Messenger RNA from Ruditapes philippinarum (Manila clam), 1565 nucleotides. Its product is annotated as protein SpAN-like. Gene Ontology annotation, molecular function: metalloendopeptidase activity; zinc ion binding. Lineage: Eukaryota; Metazoa; Mollusca; Bivalvia; Venerida; Veneridae. The transcript has 10 exons. Gene Ontology annotation, biological process: proteolysis. The coding region runs from base 61 to 1266 and encodes 401 amino acids. The record is from RefSeq and is a predicted model, not a curated record.